Messenger RNA from Pocillopora damicornis (cauliflower coral), 920 nucleotides. RefSeq lists its product as uncharacterized. The record is from RefSeq and is a predicted model, not a curated record. NCBI's taxonomy places the organism in Eukaryota, Metazoa, Cnidaria, Anthozoa, Scleractinia, Pocilloporidae.
AUGCUUGACAGAACUUGUGCUUGUCAAAAGAAAGACAACUUCUCCAUUGCCUUUAUCCAACUUUACAACUUCAUCCAUCCACUUUACCUGGCAUACUCCUAUGAAGAAGCUAAAGGAUCUCAGCGCAACGCGUUGGCAAGUGCGCUCAAAGACACCAGUUUUCACCUGAAUAAUACGGUGUGGAGAGUGAGACGUGAGAUAACGAAAACUGGUUCUCAAAUACCUACUGUACAAAAUGUCUCAGAGGCAAGCUUGGAUCAUUUUACCAGAGCAUAUUUACAAGCAAUGGUCAAUAGCAAACGCGUGAGUCUUACGAUCACUGAUGAUGUGGUGAAGAGUUACCGAAAUUACGUCAUCUUGUACACUCUGAAAGAUGUCCUCGAUAACGUGAUGACUUGUCUGUAAAAUGGUAUCCGCUGAAAGGAUGGACCACAUUUCCCUCUGAUGGAAGCAUGGAACCUAUCAUUAAUUACGGGACAUCACAAGAAAAUAUUUAAAUGAAAUUUUAUUUAAGAAGCGUAAAAAAGUAGUGCAACGAUUCUUCUUUUUUGGGAAGAAAGUCCAUUUAUUUAUAUUGAUAUCGAUGAGGAGUAUUAAAUGACUGUUACAAUCGACCUUCAAUAGAAGGAAACGACAAAGUCCAUAUUGAGAUUAGUAGUGACUGACUGGAAUCAGUGUAUAAGUUAAUCUGUUGCAGAUUGAAUAAUGUUGAUAAACCAAUGUACGAGCGUGAUGUUGUUAAAUUAACAAUAAAGCGUUGAAGAGAAACUGAAAAUAUUGUCUAUUUUUGUCUACAUAUUCGUUUCCUGUUUAUUGAAUGACGAAAAAAUAGUAUUAUUAAGCAAAACGUAGUAAUCGAAGAUGUGACUAAGUAAGACGUCCCUUGAGUUUGCGGGACUUUUUUUUUUUAAUAAACAAGU